UUAGGGAUUUUUUGUUUCAUUUCAAAUAUAGCAAAUUUUAUUUGUGCAGCAGAUAAAUUAUUUCCAUGUAAAGGGCGAGUCGGAUCGCACGUGUCCAAAAUUUGAAACGUGGAUUUCCGAUUUCGGACCCAACCGCCUUUUUCCAAUUCAAUUUUUUGGGACCUUAGUAAAUUCCAUUACUACCCUUCACUUUCUCUCUAUUCAUUCUUCUCUCCUCCUUUUUCCAGAUUUCAAAUUGAAUAGCCGCCUGUCUCUCUCUCUCUCUCUCUCUCUCUCUCUCUCUCUCUCUCUCCUUCGAACGUAUUUGUCGAGUUCAAAAUCAAUCCUUCCGUUGUCAGCUAAACAAUAUAGCAAAAUCUAGGGUUUCGGUUUCUGGCGAGGAUUUCUAAUUUGGGUGAAGAUGGACCAUUGUGAGUCUUCGCAGAGCGUGAGGGUUGCUGUAAACAUCCGGCCGCUUGUCACGCCUGAGCUUCUCAUUGGCUGUACAGACUGUAUAACUGUCUAUCCCUCCGAAAAACAGGUUCAAAUUGGAUCACAUUCAUUCACAUAUGAUAACGUCUUUGGUAAAAGAGGAUGCUCGUCUUCAUCAUCAAUAUUUGAUGAUUGUGUUGCUCCAUUAGUUGAUGCCCUUUUCCAUGGGUAUAAUGGCACCGUACUUGCAUAUGGCCAGACUGGUUCGGGAAAAACGUAUACCAUGGGUACAAAUUAUAAUGGUGAAGAACAAAGGAAUGGUGUCAUUCCUAGAGUGAUGGAUACUAUUUUCUCAAAAGUGGAUACUAUGAAAGAUGCUGGAGAGUGCUUGAUUAGAGUAUCUUUCAUUGAGAUUUUCAAGGAAGAGGUGUUUGAUUUGUUAGAUCCAAAAACCACAGGCCCUGCAAGAGUACCAAUUCAAAUAAGAGAGAGAGUGGGCGGAGGUAUUACCCUUGCUGGUGUUACCGAGGCAGAGGUGAGGACAAAGGAAGAGAUGGCUUCAUAUCUUUUGCAAGGCUCGUUGACUCGAGCCACAGGAAGCACUAAUAUGAACAGCCAAUCAAGCCGUUCCCAUGCCAUUUUCACCAUAUCAAUGGAACAAAGGAAAAUAACUGGCGACGAAAUUGGUGAUGAUGUUUUGACUGCAAAGCUUCAUCUUGUAGAUCUUGCAGGCUCUGAGCGUGCAAAACGAACUGGUGCAGACGGAUCACGCCUUCAAGAAGGUAUUCAUAUCAAUAAGGGAUUGUUGGCGCUUGGUAAUGUGAUCAGUGCUCUGGGAGAUGACAAGAAGCGAAAAGAAGGAGGUCAUGUUCCUUACAGGGACAGCAAGCUAACUCGCAUAUUACAGGAUUCCCUUGGCGGAAAUUGCAAAACCGUCAUGAUUGCAUGCAUUAGCCCUGCUGACACGAAUGCUGAGGAGACACUGAACACAUUGAAGUAUGCAAAUCGUGCACGGAACAUUCAAAACAAAGCAAUUAUUAACCGUGAUCCAGCGACAGCUCAGAUGCAACGGAUGCGAAGUCAGAUUGAACAAUUGCAAGCGGAGUUACUUUACCUCCGUGGAGACUCGAAUGUACCAGCUGAAGAAGUUAAAAUUCUUAAGCACAAAAUAUCUUUACUUGAAGCAAGUAAAAUGGAACUACAGGAGGCACUUCAAGAAUGCCGAAUGAGUUAUGACCAUCUGACACAGCGUGCUAUUGAUGCUCAGGUGGAAAGGGAUAGACUAAUUAUGAAAAUCGAAUUAAUUCAGAAUGGCAAGUCUUUGGAUGACAUAGACGGCAAGGACCUUGAUUUGGUGAAAAGCUACAUUACAAAGAUUCAGGAGCUAGAGGGUGAAUUAAUAAGGUUACGACAUUCAAACCGUCUAAAACCGGAGAAUUCCGCCGAUUAUCUCGAUUUAGAAGAUGAUGGUGCUCACUCAAGAAAUGAGUAUUUCAUGGAUUCUGAUAUGAAAACUGUGGAAACAGAAGGUGUGGUUGAAGAUGUGGAAAAAGAGAUCGAACAUACUUCUCUUCAGGAAAAAUUGGACAGAGAACUGAAAGAAUUGGAUAAAAAACUUGAAGAGAAGGAGGCUGAAAUGAAGCAGUUUGCGGGAUCCGAUACAUCUGUUAUUAAGCAGCAUUAUGAGAAGAAACUUCAAGACAUGGAACUAGAAAAGAGGGCUUAUCAGAAAGAGAUUGAAGAACUCAGACAUAAUCUUGCAAUUAUCUCUUGCAAUUCUGAUGAUAGUGCUCAAAAGCUCAAGGAAGAGUAUCUUCAAAAACUCAAUGCCCUUGAGACACAGGUUUCCGUGUUGAAGAAAAAACAGGAUGCUCAAGCUCAACUACUGAGACAAAAACAAAAGAGUGACGAAGCUGCAAAAAGACUACAAGAUGACAUACAGAGGAUAAAGACACAAAAGGUUCAAUUACAACAAAAGAUAAAGCAAGAAUCUGAGCAAUUCAGGCUAUGGAAAGCAUCUCGAGAAAAAGAAGUGCUUCAGCUAAAAAAGGAGGGAAGAAGAAAUGAAUAUGAGAUGCAUAAGCUAUUGGCUCUCAACCAGAGGCAAAAGCUGGUCUUGCAGCGAAAGACUGAAGAAGCUGCUAUGGCUACAAAACGACUUAAAGAGUUGCUAGAUUCUCGAAAAGCUCCACGUGAAAUGCCUGGAAGUAACAAAGGCCCUGGAAGUCAGGCAUUAGUACAGGCUAUCGAGCAUGAACUUGAUGUUACUGUGGGAGUACAUGAAGUGCGGUCAGAAUAUGAGCGGCAAAUGAAAGAGAGGGCUAAAAUGGCCGAGGAAGUUGCCCGUUUGAAGGAAGAAGCACUGAUACAAAAGCAGCAGGACUUUAGUGAAUUUCCGCAAACAAUGUCUCCUGGCGCUCGAAAUUCAAGGGUUUUCGCUCUGGAGAAUAUGCUCUCUACUUCUUCAAGCACUCUUGUUUCCAUGGCAUCUCAAUUGUCAGAAGCCGAGGAGCGUGAACGUGCAUUUAGUGGCAGAGGAAGGUGGAACCAAGUUCGUUCUCUUGCUGAAGCGAAAAAUAUCAUGAACUUCCUUUUUAACCUGGCAUCAUCCUCCAGAUGCCACCUAAGAGAUAUGGAAGUUGACUGCCGAGAGAAGGACUCGGAAAUUAGAGAUUUGAAGGAAAAAGUAGUCAGUUUGGUUAGAGAACUGGAGCUAAGGAAGGCUGAACUCAGUCGUAAGGAAAAUGCAAUGAAGUUGGCUUUGGAGAGACGAUCUAAAGAAAUAAAAGAAGGGUUUGAAACUUCUGGUUCUAACAACAGCGACGGGCAUGUGUAUGACUUGCGAUCCAAGGGAUCCCGAAACUACGCUCUUCUUAAUAGUGGAGUGUACGGGUCCCAGUUGCUCGAAGACAUGGAUACAUCUGAUGAUGAUGAGUCUGAAGAGUCGAAUCUAUCGAACGAUGACGAAGUUGAGUGGGUUCGGACGAAAGAAAGACCAAGGCGCCAAAGUAGGAGAAGGAACACAACCUCUGUUGAGGGAGUAUGCUGCACCUGCAGCAAAAGUUCUUCGUGCAAGACAUCGAGAUGUGAAUGCCGAGCUGCAAGCGGUAUGUGCAGUUUGACCUGUACCUGUACGGCUAGUAGAUGCAGCAAUAGGGUAGAAAUAGCUCCAAACGGCUUAUUGCAACAAGAAACGAUUGAAAAUGGUGGCAAUUUGUUUGGAUCGGAUGAAAGGCAGAGAAGUCACGAUCUUGCUUCACAUGGUGUAAUGCUACUCCAGACUGCCUUAUCUGAGAAGCCUGGGAAUGCAAAUGAAGGUAGAGUCGUAAGGAAGCCAUUAUCUGACAUUGGCAAUAGCUUGGCAAAAUCCGGCGCACCAAAACAGAAUAUCAGGAAAAAAUGGCGCAAGUCGGUUAUUCAACUUGUACCUGCUACGCCACCUGUGCCUCAACCUCAGAAUGUUGAAGUGCCAGAACAGUCAAAAGCUAAUGCAGAGCAGUCAAAAGCUAAUGCAGAAAGUGACAUUCCUUUGAAGUUACCGAGAGCAAUGCGGUCUACUUUGACAACUAAUAACAAUCAGUUUAAAGAGAAGAACUCAGAGCAUCAGCCUAACGAGUCGGUCAGUACUGAUAUAUGCAAUUCAUCUUCACUUGGAAGUCCUCUUCCGGAAGCAAAAAUGAAAAAUGGCAAAGAAAACAGAGGACUAUAGUGCUGAGAAAUUGAAGUUGUUGUUGGAGUAUAAAAUUCUGUAGAUCGUUGGGAACUGUGAGUUCUAAUUUAUGUGGUUGGUGGUUUGCCUUUUGUGUUUAAUGGAACUUUUUUGAGUUGUUGAUUUUCCACCGUUAACAUUGUUUGUAUUGAAUGAAUGAAUGAAUGAUCGGCGUCGCAAGUGCAGAAAUUUGCAUUGCCGUUGGUGAUUGUUGAUUUAACUAGUGUAUGGUACAUUGUCUCUUUUACAAAUUGUGCAGUUGUAAUUUAGUCCCCUUGUUUGC
This is a messenger RNA of Erythranthe guttata (spotted monkey flower), 4403 nucleotides long. NCBI's taxonomy places the organism in Eukaryota, Viridiplantae, Streptophyta, Magnoliopsida, Lamiales, Phrymaceae. The record is from RefSeq and is a predicted model, not a curated record.